This is a messenger RNA of Stegastes partitus (bicolor damselfish), 6101 nucleotides long. It is a transcript of the gene mbnl2, whose product is annotated as muscleblind-like splicing regulator 2. The record is from RefSeq and is a predicted model, not a curated record. Gene Ontology annotation, molecular function: RNA binding; metal ion binding. Gene Ontology annotation, cellular component: cytoplasm; nucleoplasm. Lineage: Eukaryota; Metazoa; Chordata; Actinopteri; Pomacentridae. The transcript has 9 exons. Gene Ontology annotation, biological process: regulation of RNA splicing. The coding region runs from base 1040 to 2209 and encodes 389 amino acids.
GCGCACUCAACAUUUCCUCGAACUGUCAAAAUCGCUUGUUGCUUCCUAUCCUAGCCUUAAAAGUAGUUAGCGAGCUAGCGUGUAGCGAGUGAUAGCGUACUUUCACUGAAAUCUGUUUCUAAACGCGGAAAAGUUUGCUGCCGGUGAGAAAUAGUGACGGGUGUCAGUCGGAGAGCGUUUCUGCCGUCCUGUGCCGAACCGCGAGUCCCGCUCCAGCCGAAAUAGCGCUCUCGGGGAAGCUUUGGUGGCGGCUGAAGUGCAGCUGGAUGUGACAGGUUCGUCAUCAGAUCACUGACAGAAAGUGCCUUGUGAGACAACAUCCCUACUUGAAGAUCCUCGAGUGUUUCUGAAGAGCUCCAGAUUUUGUCCUCUGCAGUCGUGACAGGACACAGCUCAGCUGCAAGCACCCCUGACCUUUGGUUUGUCCUUACCUGUGCUCUGUGUGAGGAAACUCUGAGCGAGGAGGUGGAGCUGCUGCACUGCUGGCCAAGCUGCCAAAGCUCAGAGAGAGUAUGUACUGAAGAGUCUAAACAAUAGAAGCCACAAACUUUGUGUUGUCCUAAACUGUGCCAUUGUACCUCAAAAUAGCACCACUUUUGUUCCCCAACAUCCGCCCUUGCAAAGAUAUCAUCACUCAUAUGAAGGACAUUUUGGGGACAUUAGUAAACCAGUAGAGCUUGUCUCCGAGCAUGCCCCCUCUGCCUUGUCAGAGGUCUGCACCUGAGACUUACUGAUUGAUGAACAAUUAGCUCUUUGACUGACAAACUCCACAAUAACGCAAUAGUGCAGUCCCAUGCUCAGGUCACAGAGACUUUGCCAGACCAUUACCUCCGUUUUCCCAUCUGCAAGGACAAACCUCAUUCACUGACCUGAAGCAGAUCAUUUAUAGCUACAUGUCCCAUCAGUUUUAGUCGUUGUGUGUUUUUAUUUUUUUAUUUUUUUUUUACUGGAACACUCUGAAAGACCUCCUCAGAGGAUAGCCUCCUCCUUAAACCAAGUGGCUCCACUCCACCCCGGCUCUACAGCCAGUGCUGUUGACAUGGCUCUAAACAUUGCCUCGAUACGGGACACAAAAUGGCUGACCCUGGAAGUGUGCCGACAGUUUCAGAGAGGGACUUGUUCACGCAGCGAUGAAGAAUGCAAAUUUGCCCAUCCACCUAAAAGCUGCCAGGUGGAGAAUGGGAGGGUGAUCGCCUGUUUUGACUCAUUAAAGGGCCGCUGCACGCGAGAGAACUGCAAAUACCUCCACCCGCCCGCUCACCUGAAGACCCAGCUGGAGAUCAACGGGCGAAAUAACCUGAUCCAGCAGAAGACAGCGGCCGCCAUGUUGGCUCAGCAGAUGCAGUUCAUGAUCCCCGGCACCACCAUGCAACCUGUGCAAACGUUUCCAGUCAGCCAGGGCCUCGGUUCCAGCACAGGCCUGAGCUACACGCCCUACCUGACUCCGAUGUCCCACAGCAUGAGCCUGGUGCCCACAGACAUCCUGCCCAGCACCCCCGUCAUCGUCCCCGGCAGCCCGCCCGUCUCCGUGACCGCCGGCUCCUCCUCCAACCAGAAACUUCUGCGUACUGACAAACUGGAGGUUUGCCGCGAGUUCCAGCGGGGCAACUGCGCCCGCGGCGAGACGGACUGCCGCUUCGCCCACCCCAGCGACAGCCCCAUGAUCGACACCAGCGACAACACGGUCACCGUCUGCAUGGACUACAUCAAGAGCCGCUGCUCGCGCGAGAAGUGCAAGUACUUCCACCCCCCGGCCCACCUGCAGGCCAAGAUUAAGGCCGCCCAACACCAGGCCAACCAGACAGCUGUGGCUGCACAAGCCGCCGCCACAGCUGCAGCCAUGACUCAGUCGACUGCCAAAGCAAUGAAGCGACCCCUCGAGGCAACUGUAGACCUGGCGUUUCCCCACGGCGUCCUCCAGCCCCUACCAAAGAGACCAGCACUUGAGAAGAGCAACGGAGCGAGCUCCCUGUUCAACCCCAGUGUUUUGCACUACCAGCAGGCGCUGGCCAACGCACAGCUCCAGCAGCCCGCUUUCUUUCCCACAGGGUCAGUCUUGUGCAUGACUCCUGCUAGCAGUCUUGAUCAUCCUGAAGUAAGCGUCAGGAAAGGAACGGAGUGUCACGAAGCUGCACUAGGAAACCCAAAACAGCCCCUCUGUAAAUACUACCUUACCUCUCCCAUAGAGGUCCAGCAACCUGCAUGCUAAGAGUGUAACACUUCAAUUUAACCGUAAGAACUGCAGUGCCGGUGUAACACACACAGAAAACAAAACAACAAAAAAAAGAUAUAUACUGUAUGUAUUGCUAGAAAAAAAACAAAACUAUUAACAUGAAAAAAUACUCUUAUGUAUAGUACAUACAUAGCAGACACACUAUAGAGGUCAUUUUAACAACUGUUCUCCCAGAAUACCAUGGACCCCCCUCUCUCCGUUCUCUCUCUUGCAUAUUUAUUCUAAAAAACCUCUGCACAAUGUUCAUCCCCUUCGGUUCAAAGAAAAUCUUGUGUGAUUUGCACUAUAUGAGACGUAUAGUGUCCAAAAAACCGGAAGAGUCACAGAAAACCCAGGCACAACCACACCUACGCACUCGGCGCUUUCAGGAGGGUUUGCGGUCUUUUGCGUUUUUCUUUUUCCCCUCUCUCUCUCUACAAAGUUGAAUGUCCUUGGGGCAGACAGGCUCAUGUUUUCUUAAUGCGACUGUCCCUGCGAGGGUUCCUCCGUGACCCUCAUCUGCCCCAGAUGCUGUUAAGAUGCCAUGUUGAAGCUUAUCCUCCUUCCUCCUCCUCCUCCUGCCAACUUUUCAUCUCCGGAAACAUCUUGCCAAAGUCGCGGCUUGGAAGAAGUCGGCGGAAUCAACCUGCCAGAAAGCAGAUUUUAAACACCCUCCCAAAUGUUUGUUUUUGUUGUUUUUCUCUAUACGUUUCCCACCAAUACGACCCACUCGCCCUUUAUUUGUUGUGCUGCUGGGUUCACGUCAGCAGGGAUAGAUUGUGCACGGAUUUUCUUUUUUUUUUUUUUUGCGUUGCAUGCAGUCGGGACAGGGGAAGACGGUGUUGACAGAAGAUAGUCGUGGCCAUUACCGAGAAGCCUAAAGGCUCGGCUCUGUGCCAAGGGCUCAACAAAGCUUGAGGGUUUGUUCCAGACAUACCAAGCCUUGUGUGUGUGUGUGCGUGUGUGUGUGUUCGUAUCUGGAGACUGAUGGUCUGCCGGCAGACUGGGACUUGAAGCGAGGUCUAGCAGGUGAUGGCGACACCAGGCCUGGUAGGAGAGUUUUUCUCUCUUGGGGGAGGGGGGGAUGGCGGGGAGGGAUUUAAGUGCUAAGACUUAACAAAUAAAAAAAUAAAAAAACUGGAAAAAAAAACAAACAAAAAAAAACGGUGCAUUUGACGACACCCGUCAAGCAAAAAGAUGACUUGAACUUCGACUGGAGGGCUAUCUGUGACCGUCGGUUGUCCUGUCCAACCCUACUAUCACCGAUAAUCCUGUUCCAUUUUAGAAAACUGUAGAAGUGCCUAAAAAAUGCUCAUCAACAACAACAACACAUCCGAGAGUGUAUCACUAAAAAAAAAAAAAAAGAAGAAGUCACAACCACACACCGGCCGUCAGAAGCCACACAGACUCGUUUUUUCUGGGGGAGAAAAAAAACAAAAAAAAGAGACAUUUUGGAAGCAGUUUUCUAGCAAACGGCUCAUUAACAUCACAAGUGACUUUAAAAAGAAAAUUCAAGACAAAUCAAAAAAACUAGCUUUGUAGAAUGUUUGGUGACUUUCACGGUGUACCAUCGUUUCUUACCAUGGGUUGAGUAGUUUACAUGAGGAACGUGAGGAUUAAAAAAAAAACAAAUGUAUUGUAAAACUGUGUAAUGUAUGUAAAAGUGUCUCUUAUUUUGAGAGUUUAUAUUCAUGGUUCUAGAAAUGUAUUCAAAGUUAUUUAAAAAAAUUUGUGUUGUGUCUACUAUCAAGGUAUGUUUGGACCCCCUACCCCCUAAACCCUCCACCACCACCACCACCUCCACCUCCUGGAACAAUCAUUUGUUUCUCAGCCAACAUCAUAUAAAAUUUUAAUUUAACCCUCUUUUAUUUUUUUUUUAGCAGCGUGUUUUAACUCGUAACACUACUUUUUAUUUCCUCCCAAAACCCUGAUGUAAUUUCAUGGUGCUUGAUUAACAUCGACAAUCCACAAUCAUAUGUUUUUUUUCUUUCGGUUUCAUCCACUUUGAUUGUCCUCACAUGUGUGUAAUAUUCGUGGAAGGUGGUGAAAGUUCUAUUUUGUUGUAAUUUAUCUUACGUUACUCUUGGUCAAACUUUAGUCAAAAAAACCAAACCAAACCAAAAAAAAACAAAACAAUGUUGUAAACUAUUCUAUUUUGAAAUGAAUGUAAUUUAUUGAGCUGUGCUACAUUCUGCACGGUUGGUCAUUUCAAGGUCUAACCUGUCAGGUCAGCGAAUGAGAAGCCGCACACGUCUGAGGGGCGGGGUUUUAAAAAGUCGACCCGCCAAUGGAAAGCUACUGGAUCUCUCUUGCCUUCUCAUUGAUUUAAAAAAAUAAAAUAAAAUGUAAAAAAAAAAAAAAAAGAUCACGGGUGUUGCAGUAAUGAGCAUAGUUAUAGAGUUGCUUGUGUUGUUGGAGAAAAAAAACAAAAAUGUUUAUUGUAUAGAUGACAUUUUACCAAAAAAAGCAAAGAAAAUUUCAAAAAAGAUGUACUUUUCACUCUAGUAUAAUAGUAUUUCAUAACAAUAUUAAGUUGUUGCUGUGGCAACCAAAUGUUGCAAUUACUAAAGUUCGGUAUUUUUGUAAAUGACAUUGUUAAGUUGAUUUUUUUUUUUGUUCCUUUUUUUUGCUAGAACACUGUACACAAGGUAGAUUGUAAAGAAGAUACAAACAUUUCUUAUUCUUCACUGAGAUUACGACAAUGACCUAAUAUUUUCAUUAGCAAAUAACAGCCUGUAUAGCGCUGUGACUGUAACACUUAUAGAUUUAAAGUCAUCAAUGUUACAUAGAUUGCAUAUAAAUAUAUAUAUAUAUAUAUAUAAGAACUAAAUAAUCUAUAAAUUAAUAAGUUCAGAUGUACAACUCUUCCCCCGACAAAGGACCUCUAGGUUCCACACUUUUAUUUGAGGCGUAUGUAUCACUAGACUUUAGGAUUGCACUUUCAUAUUGUUUAAAGAUGUGAUCUGUUCUUUUUUUUUUUAUUUCCUUUAAGGGUUUCCAAUCUCUGCACCCUGUAAUCUGUUCAUCAAUCAAAAAGCAGAUCCUACCGGCGAUUAAUUCAACAUUUUUGCAUGGGAAAACAAUAUUUUCUUUUCUUACUAAAUGAUACUGAAUGUUUCUAGUGGAAAAAAAACAAUGUCUGUACACAAAAAUGUGCUCAUUUGGUGACCCACAAUGCCCUUGUGUAUGGAAUCCUCUUGAGAUGUAAUGUUUUUUUUCUUUUUUUUUUUUCUAAAUGUGUUGGCAGUGAUGGUAAAAAGAAAAAAAAAGCACUUUCUGAGCAGUUGGUCAACUGAGCAGACUCAGCUUAUCCAAACACUUUGCCUUAUCUUGAGUCCAUCGUGCUUAAGGUUUUAUGUUUUUAAGAGCUCUUAUGAAAUUUAUUCAAGGGACUCCCACCGGGUCUCUCUUCUCAAAUCCCUUCGGAGUUUCGUUUCAGAUGUGUACCUUUAUAUCGGAGAAUCAUUUUUUAAGGUUUGUGCGUCACAAGGCCAAAAACAAAACUAAACAAACAUGGGGGUGACUGCAACAGAGCGAACAGUCACUUUGGUCUUCUGGUCUCCCAAGUCUGACAUCUUCUCGUCCCCAUUGCCUUACAAUGGAAGCGUUCGAGCUUUAGCCAGCAGAGGGCGCUGCUCCGGAGACUGCAGGUGGUGGAGUGUGACUGUUGCAGUUUACCUUCCCAACAAAAGUAAAGACAUGAAGACAAAUUGACUAGAAGACCCCCCCGCCCUCAUCGGAUUUAUAGUUUCAGUGUAAUCAUUUUUAAAUGUAUUCUUUUGCAUAUAUUUUGUGCUAUUUUAUGUUUCUAUAGUCAAAAUGUUUCUUUGGUUCCAGCAAGAUAGUGUAAAAUCUAUUGAAAGAAAGAAAUAAAGAAAAAUCAAAGGAA